UAUUUAUAUUCUAUUAUAUAAUCAUAAAUUGAUGGAUUUGAAUCCACUGCAGAUUUGCUAGCAGAGGUGUGUAGAAGAGAGAUAGAAGAAAACAUUAAACCUGAUCCAGAUAUCGAUGUUUAUAUGAAAGCCAGAGCAGCUGGAGGCCACAAAGCGAAUAUUAUAACAGAUUACAUUCUAAGGGUUUUGGGACUUGAGAUCUGUGCAGAUACUUUUGUGGGGAAUGCAAUGUUAAGAGGUAUCUCUGGUGGACAAAGAAAACGUGUUACAACAGCGGAGAUGCUGGUUGGUUCAGCCAGAGCUCUUUUCAUGGAUGAAAUAUCAACGGGUUUGGAUAGCUCAACAACAUUCCAAAUUGUGAAUUCACUAAAGCAAUAUGUCCAACUUAUGAAAGGAACUGCUCUGAUCUCACUCUUGCAGCCACCACCAGAGACUUUCAAUCUUUUUGAUGACAUUAUUUUGCUCUCUGAUGGACAUAUAGUUUAUCAGGGCCCUUGUCAAAAUGUCCUUGAAUUUUUUGCUUUCAAGGGUUUUAAAUGUCCUGAAAGAAAAGGUGUAGCAGACUUUUUACAAGAAGUGACAUCAAUGAAAGAUCAAGAACAAUAUUGGGCACACAAAGACCAAACAUAUAGAUUUGUGACAGCCAAAGAGUUUGCAGAGGAAUUUCGGUCAUUUCACAUUGGUAGAAGCCUUGGUGAAGAACUUGCUACUGAAUUUGACAAGUCUAAAAGCCACCCUGCUGCUUUGGCAAAACACAAGUAUGGAGUGGCAAAAUGGGAACUCUUAAAAGCUUGCUUAUCAAGAGAAUAUUUACUCAUGAAACGCAAUUCCUUUACCUAUAUCUUCAAAUUUUGCCAAGUGGCUAUGAUGGCCCUUGUUGCCAUGACAGUUUUCCUUCGAACCGAAAUGCACCGAGAUUCAAUGACUGAUGGAGGGAUUUAUGCUGGUGCAUUGUUCUAUGGCCUUUUUGUGGUCAUGUUUAAUGGAUGUUCUGAAGUUACAAUGGUAGUUCAGAGGCUUCCAGUAUUUUACAAGCAAAAAAACUUUCUCUUUUAUCCAGCAUGGGCUUAUGGUCUUCCUCAAUGGAUUCUAAGAAUCCCCAUAACAGUUAUAGAAGUGCUUCUUUGGGUACUACUCACUUACUUUGUCAUUGGUUUUGAUCCUCACCUUGGAAGAAUGUUAAGGCAAUGGCUAAUUCUAGCAUUAGCCAACCAAAUGGCUUCAGGGUUGUUCAGAUUAACUGCAGCAGUUGGUAGAGAAAUUAUUAUGGCUUCCACUAUUGGAGCAUUUACAUUAACCCUUGUUUUUGCCAUGAGUGGCUUUAUCUUGUCCAAAGACAACAUAAGAAAAGGUUGGCUAUGGGGAUAUUGGGUGUCACCUAUGGUGUAUGCACAAAAUGCCUUAAUGAACAACGAGUUCUUAGGGAAGAGUUGGAGACAUGUUUUACCUAACUCAACAGAAUCAUUAGGAGUUCAAGUUUUGAAAUCUCGCGGAUUCUUUACUGAAUCAAACUGGUAUUGGAUAGGUGCUGGAGCAUUAGUUGGAUUCACAUUAUUGUUCAAUUUUUCUUUCAUCCUUGCUCUCACUUACUUGAACCCACUUGAAGCAAGUCACACUGCUAAGUCAGAGGAUAAAUCUCUGAAAGAGGAGAAUGGUGGAAGCACCUCUGUUCAAUCUUUAUAUAAUCGGAAAAGAGGAAUGGUUCUCCCUUUUGAACCACAUUUCAUCACCUUUGAUGAAGUAACAUAUGCUGUUGACAUGCCACAGGAAAUGAGGAAACAUGGUGUUGUUGAGGAAAAGUUGGUUCUUUUGAAGGGUGUUAGUGGAGCUUUUAGGCCACAUGUUCUCACUGCUCUAAUGGGUAUCACCGGUGCCGGAAAAACAACUUUGAUGGACGUACUUGCCGGUCGAAAAACAGGGGGAUAUAUUGGAGGGAACAUCACAAUUUCUGGAUAUCCUAAGAAGCAAGAAACAUUUGCAAGAAUCUCCGGAUAUUGUGAACAAAAUGAUAUCCACUCUCCUCAUGUUACUGUCUAUGAAUCUUUGUUCUAUUCGGCCUGGCUCCGGUUGUCUUCCGAAAUCAACAUUGAAACAAGAAAGAUGUUUAUUGAUGAAGUGAUGGAGCUUGUGGAGUUGAACUCGCUAAGGAAUGCAAUAGUUGGAUUGCCAGGUGUUAAUGGUUUGUCGACUGAACAACGCAAAAGGUUAACUAUCGCGGUCGAAUUAGUGGCUAAUCCUUCAAUCAUAUUCAUGGAUGAACCAACUUCUGGGCUUGAUGCAAGGGCUGCUGCUAUUGUUAUGAGAGCAGUUAGGAACAUAGUGGACACUGGCAGAACAAUUGUUUGCACCAUCCAUCAACCUAGCAUUGAUAUAUUUGAAUCUUUUGAUGAGCUUUUUCUAAUGAAGCGAGGAGGAGAAGAGAUAUAUGUUGGGCCACUUGGCCAUAAUUCUUCUGAUUUAAUUCAUUACUUUGAGGGAAUUCAAGGUGUUAAUGCAAUCAAUGAUGGCUAUAAUCCAGCAACAUGGAUGUUGGAAGUCACAAGUUCAGCAAAAGAAAUGGAAUUGGGAAUUGAUUUUGCUCAACUGUACAAGAAUUCAGACUUGUACAGGAGAAACAAGGUCUUUAUCAGAGAACUAAGUACUCCAAAACCAUGUUCCAAGGAGCUUUAUUUUCCUUCAAAGUAUUCAAGGAGCUUCUUUACUCAAUGCAUGGCUUGCUUAUGGAAACAACAUUGGUCAUAUUGGCGCAAUCCUCUAUACACUGCCAUAAGAUUUCUCUUAACAACAACACUCGCCUUGGUACUUGGAAGCAUGUUUUGGAAACUUGGCUCCAAAAUUGAGAAGCACCAAGAUCUAUUUAAUUCCAUGGGGUUGAUGUAUGUUGCUGUGAUGCUUAUUGGCAACAAGAAUGCUACUUCCGUACUACCGGUGGUGACCGUAGAAAGAACUGUAUUUUACAGAGAACAAGCCGCCGGAAUGUAUUCCCCUUUGGCAUAUGCUUUUGCUCAGGCUUUAAUUGAAAUCCCUCAUGUUCUCUUACAGUCUAUAGCAUAUGGAGUAAUAGUUUAUGCAAUGAUUGGUUAUGAAUGGACCGUGGCUAAAUUCUUUUGGUACUUGUUCUUCAUGUUCUUCACUUUCCUAUAUUUUACCUACUAUGGAAUGAUGAUGGCAGCCACAGCCCCAAAUCCACACAUUGCUUCAAUAGUUGGAAGUGCAACAUAUUCUAUGUGGAAUCUUUUCUCUGGCUUUCUGAUUCCACGUACACGGAUACCAAUAUGGUGGAGAUGGUACAAUUUGAUAAAUCCGGUAGCUUGGAGUUUGUAUGGGUUGGUGGCUUCACAAUAUGGAGAUAUAGAAGAAAAUACUGAGUUUAAUGGAAUACAUGUUCCGGUGAAAGACUUCUUAAAAAAUUACUAUGGUUUUAGGCAUGAAUUUUUGGGAGUGGUUGCAACCAUUGUUAUUGGAUUCGCACUAGUUUUUGCAGUGAUUUUUGCCGUAUUUAUCAAGAUGUUUAAUUACCAAGCAAGAUAAGAGUUUUACUCAAAUUCAACUGUUGUAUGAUGUUGCCCAUAGACUAUUUGCAUAUAAUAAAGAGCAAUGCUAAAAUAUUAUCAUUUCUAUCUAA
This is a messenger RNA of Arachis ipaensis, 3625 nucleotides long. NCBI's taxonomy places the organism in Eukaryota, Viridiplantae, Streptophyta, Magnoliopsida, Fabales, Fabaceae. The record is from RefSeq and is a predicted model, not a curated record.